CCCGGUCUGCUUAUUUGUGUGUUUUAAAUUUACCAAUAUAAUAAUAAAUUUUAAAGUCUUUGGCAUUCUUGCGAUAUUAAACAUUUCACUUAAAGCGUAUUUUACAAAGCUUAAGCCAAUCAUCUAAAACAUUCAAAAUGAUCGCCAACUUUGAAAUCUCCGACAACAAAUCUGACACCAAAGUAUUGAGGGCCCCUGGUGGAGUGUCAAGUGACAUUUUCGGAUCCGAACAGCCUCAAACUCCACGUAACGUCAAAAAUCUGAUGGCCUCGAAUAUAUUCUCUACCGACACAGAUGCCGCCCAGAAGAACAACGUGCGGCAAGGAGCUCACAGAUUCUAUUACAUUGGUGAGACACCACGUCGAGGCCAAAAACCAGUUGACUCGUACUCGCGUUUAUUCGGCGAACCGGCUCGUCCCAUCACACCUAGCAAGAAUCACAUGAAGAGCAAUAUUCCCUUUGGACAAAACCCGAAUACCGCUCCGUUGAUUUCCAAGGGAAAUUAUAACGGAAAAAGUGGUUCGGUGUCGUCCGCAUCAUCGUCUGUUUCUUCUUCGACUGAGAAUCUUAAAAUUAAUGGAGGAGUAAGAUCGGAAGGAAAUCCCGUUACCGGCGAGGGGUACAAAGCUGGCGGAACCGAUUAUAUCCAACCAGCUCAUCUUAACGGCGGAAGUCAAGUUAUCAAGAAUCGUGUCCCACCCGGCGGUUAUUCAUCGGGACUCUGGUAAUUGAAAAUUACAGAGCCUCUCGAUAAAAGACAACAUGGUAGAUGUGCACAGUAAAUGAGCAGAUGACAGGAGCCUUGCAACAAAUAUAUUCACACCCAAAAAUCGGAACCCCUUCUAUCUACAUACUCAAAACUAGAUGUAGCGUUUUAAGUAAUAAGAAAUUGCAGAAGAGCAUCCAUAUCGAUCGAUGGGUAUCAAGUUAAAACUUGGAAAACCACCACGAAUUAUACAGCAUACGAUCCAUGUGUAUUU
This is a messenger RNA of Drosophila arizonae, 980 nucleotides long. It is a transcript of the gene Jupiter, whose product is annotated as microtubule-associated protein Jupiter. Gene Ontology annotation, cellular component: nucleus. Lineage: Eukaryota; Metazoa; Arthropoda; Insecta; Diptera; Drosophilidae. The record is from RefSeq and is a predicted model, not a curated record.